This is a messenger RNA of Plectropomus leopardus (leopard coralgrouper), 1038 nucleotides long. The record is from RefSeq and is a predicted model, not a curated record. NCBI's taxonomy places the organism in Eukaryota, Metazoa, Chordata, Actinopteri, Perciformes, Serranidae.
UUCUGGAUGGAGAGAAGGGCGAAGGCCAUUCAGCGGCUACAAGAAAAGAAUGUGUCCAUUUCAGUUUUACCUUCAGAUUUCCAUAAAGUGAUCAUUGGUGAAGAGGAGCAGAAGCUGUUGGUGGUUAAAGAAGAGGUUCCCCCCUCUAGGUUGGACCAGGAGGACCCAGAGUCCCCACACAUUAAAGAGGAGCAGGAGGACCCAGAGCCCCCACACAUUAAAGAGGAGCAGGAGGAGCUGUGGAGCAGUCAGGAGGGAGAGCAGCUUCAAGGUCUGGAGGAGGCUGAUAUCACCAAGUUCCCAUUCACUCCUGUCCCUGUGAAGAGUGAAGAUGAUGAAGAGAAACCUCAGUCCUCACAGCUUCAUCAAAGACUAACUGAACAGAUGGAAACAGAAGCUGAUGGAGAGGACUGUGGAGGACCAGAACCAGACAGGGACUCACAUCCAGAUACACAUUUACAACCAGACACUGAGGACAAGACUGGAGACUCUUCUGAACCUGAGACUGAGGACAGUGAUGAUUGGAGGGAGACCAGAGAACCUCAGUCAGGUUUAAACUCUCUGAAAAAUGAUCAAGUCAGUGAGAAACCGUUCAGCUGCUCUGAGUGUGGGAAAAGAUUUGGUCGCAAGAAAAAUCUGCAUGAGCACGUAAAAACUCACACGGGAGAGAAACCAUUUAGCUGCUCUGAGUGUGGGAAAAGAUUUUUUCGCAAGACAAGUCUGCAACAACACAUGCGAACUCAUACAGGAGAAAGACCUUUCAGCUGCACUCAGUGUGGGAAAUCAUUUUCAGAUAGUGGACAUUUAAAGAAACACAUGAGAAUUCAUACGGGAGAGAAACCAUAUAGCUGCUCAGUUUGUAAGAAAUCUUUUACUCGGAGAGACAAGUGGAGCUGUGCAGUUACACAUGAGAACCCACACAGGAGAGAAACCAUUCAGCUGCCCUGAGUGUGACAAAAGAUUUAGCCGCAAGGAAAACCUGAAGGCACACAUGUUGACUCAUACAGGAGAAAAACUUUUCAGUUGCUCUGAGUGUGA